This is a messenger RNA of Thunnus maccoyii (southern bluefin tuna), 786 nucleotides long. Its product is annotated as zona pellucida sperm-binding protein 3-like. Gene Ontology annotation, molecular function: acrosin binding. Gene Ontology annotation, cellular component: extracellular matrix. The transcript has 2 exons. NCBI's taxonomy places the organism in Eukaryota, Metazoa, Chordata, Actinopteri, Scombriformes, Scombridae. Bases 59 to 685 code for a protein of 208 amino acids. The record is from RefSeq and is a predicted model, not a curated record. Gene Ontology annotation, biological process: positive regulation of acrosome reaction; binding of sperm to zona pellucida; egg coat formation.
UGUCUGCCUCAGCAGUCAUGCUUAAGAGAGCUGCAUAGUAAAUACUCUGUUUGCAACAAUGGGGUCCAGGCAGCUCAUUGUGUUUGGCUUUGUGCUUGCAUGUGUCAGGCUUAGUGAUGCUCGAUUUCUCAGUAUAAGUGUACCAACCUACUGGGGGGUCGAUGCACAGAAGCCUGCAGAGGUGGAAGCUGAGCCAGGAGCAGAACCUGAGAGAGAGCACUCCAGGGAGUCUUCUCAACAAGCUGGCAGGCUCCAGUCAAAGCAGAUCCAGCGAGCAGUCAAGCCAUUCUCCUGGAAGUUUCCAGAUGAUCCAGUGGAUCCAGUGUACAAGCAUCCCCCAAAGUUUAAACUGCGGCAGCCGGUGGUGGCAACCAACUGUGUUGCUUUGAGGUGCGGGGAAAGUAGGAUCCAAGUGGAAGUGAGUCAGGACCUGCUGGGCCUUGGAAAGCUGAUAAAGCCAGAGGAAAUCACACUUGGUGGUUGUUCAGCCACUGAGAUUGACGAGUUGUCUCAUGUGCUGAUCUUUGAAUCUGAGCUGCACAGCUGUGGCAGCACACUUGUGAUGAUUGAGGAUGCCUUCAUUUAUGCCUUUACACUGGUCUACAACCCCAAAGUGUUUGGCAAAAGUAACAUCAUAAGGAGUCAGAGUGCUGUCAUUGGAGUUGAGUGCCACUACCCGAGGUGAACUGAAAUCUGGAUCAGCCUACAAAGACCCACUUAAUUUACUGUAGGAAGAAAUCAGCUUUAUGUGUAAUAGUAAACCCACAAUAAAAGUUUUAACCUCAA